UCCAGAGGAAGGAAGGGAGCACCAGAGAGAAGGGGCAGGUGCAUCCGUGCGAGGCAGGAGAGGCAUUUCUGGUACCCUCUCUACAUACCCCCCCGGGGGGGAGCAGUUGCCCCCUAGAAUCCCCUCUCCAGAUACACUCCUGUAUCCAGGUCAGGGGAUCCUUGUGGUUAAAGAGGUUUAAAUAACCCUGGGAAAGAGAAAGGACAAAGAGGAGUGUGCUUUAUUUGGGUUGUUAACAAUAUGACUGCCUGUUUGGUUUCAGGGCAGUUGCCGCAAGGAGAGAUCGUGGUGCCUCACUGGAUUUCAGGGGGACGCAGCAGACGAGCCGCCGACGGAGCAGACAAGGCUCCAUCGCCUGACCACGCAGAGGUGGCCGUGACCGUUGAAGGAAGGGAACUUAUACUGGUGCUGGAGAAAAAUCAAUGGCUGCUGUCUCCAGGUUAUACUGAAACCCAUUAUGCAAAGGAUGGCCAGGCGGUGACCGUGACCCCCGACCACACCGAGCACUGUUACUACCACGGCCACGUCCGAGGGCACGAAGGAUCCUGGCUGGCGCUGAGCACCUGCUCUGGAAUCAGUGGUCUGAUUGCCCUCAGCCAGAACGACAGCUACUACCUGAAGCCGCCCGGAGACUCAGGAUCCGAGCAUCACGUAAUCUACAGGGCAGAGCAUUUGCCGUCCCACGGCGGGACCUGCGGGCACGGCGAGCUGCUCCCAAGCAACGUUGCGGAUCUUGCAAGAGUUUUGAAACCAUCCACUGCACACCUGCGGAGAAGGAGGGAUGCCUGGAGGACAAUGAAAUACAUGGAGCUCUUCAUUGUUGCUGACUUCACCCUGUUUCUGUCUCAAAAGCAAAACUUGGGGCGCACGAAGCAACGGAUCCUGGAGAUUGCUAACUAUGUGGACAAGUUUUACAGGUCCCUGAACAUCAAAGUGGCCCUGAUCGGGCUCGAGGUGUGGACGGAGCGGGACCAGUGCAAAGUGACGAGCGACGCAAACGCCACCCUCUGGUCUUUCCUGCAGUGGAAGAGGUCUCUGAAAGCCCGGAAGAAACACGACAACGCCCAACUUCUGACUGGCGUCACCUUCAAAGGAACCACAAUAGGAAUGGCCCCACUGGAAGGAAUGUGUAGCACGGAGAACUCUGGUGGCGUCAGCAUGGACCAUUCGGAUCUGCCGGUCGGGGCUGCAGCCACCAUGGCCCACGAGAUCGGCCACAAUUUUGGCAUGAGCCACGACACCGAGGGUUGCUGCGUGGAGGCCACGGCAUCCGAGGGAGGCUGCGUCAUGGCUGCAGCGACAGGGCACCCCUUUGCAAAAGUGUUCAGCACCUGCAGCCAGAGGCAACUGGAGAGCUACUUCCAGAAGGGGGGCGGCAUGUGCUUGUUCAACAUGCCCGACACCAAGGAUCUGGUGGUGGGCAAGAAAUGUGGCAACGGAUUCCUGGAAGAUGGGGAGGAGUGUGACUGUGGGGAGAUGGAGGAAUGCACGAACCCGUGUUGCAAUCCGCGGAACUGCACGCUGAAAGCAGGAGCCGAGUGUGCCCAUGGGGAAUGCUGCUACGCCUGCAAGCUGAAGGCAGCUGGGACCAUGUGCCGAGACCCGGCUGGAUCUUGCGACCUGCCAGAAUUCUGCACAGGAGCGUCACCCUACUGUCCCACCAACGUCUACCUGCUGGACGGCUCUGUGUGUUCCUCCGGGGAGGCGUUCUGCAGCAACGGCUUGUGUAUGACGCAUCACCAGCAGUGCGUCCAGCUAUGGGGGCCAGGUGCUUGGCCGGCGCCUGACGCCUGUUUCCAGGAUGUGAACACAGCGGGGGACAUGUACGGGAACUGCGGCAAGGACAGCCACGGCAAUUACGUGAAGUGCGCCAGGAGAGACGCCAAGUGCGGCAAGAUCCAAUGCCAGAGCUAUGCGAAGAAACCCAAGGGGACCAACACGGUCUCCAUGGACACCACCAUCCGGUUCAACGGACGGGAGGUGAAGUGCCGGGGGACGUUGGUCUAUGCGACGAAGGAUGACGAGGGAGACAUGUCGGACCCUGGGCUGGUGAUGACGGGGACCAAGUGUGGAGAUGGAAUGGUGUGCAAAGAACAGCGUUGCCUCAACGCUUCCGUUUUUGAACUGGACAAGUGUCUCUCCCAGUGCCACAGCCAUGGGGUUUGCAACAGCAACCGACACUGCCACUGCGACGCAGGCUGGGCUCCUCCGUUCUGCAAUAAGCCGGGCCUGGGGGGCAGCGUGGAUAGCGGGCCCGUACAGUAUGACAAUCACGAAGCCAUCUUGCUGGGCCUGCUCCUGGUCUUCGGGCUGAUGCUGCUGGCGUUCACUUUCGGACUGUAUUUCUGCCACAGGCGGGAGAACUCCCUUCUGAACAAGUGGAUCAAAGGCUUGAGGAAGAGCCAAGAGACCUACAAGAAUGGGGGCAUCCACCGGAAGACCACUGUGGGGCACUCGAAUUCGGCCUUCACUUUGCAAGAUGUUUCUUCCUCCUCCCCCCGCUCCUCCUCAAAAACUGUGAACAGCGCUUCCCACCAAGCAACGAGAAGCAUUUUCCCACCCAAGUCAAACCCUCCUCAAAGCGCCUCUCAGCUCAUCAACGUUGUCCAUCCCCUCUGCCCCGCGCCCAGCCCAGCGGCUGCUCUCCAGAAAGACCUGAAGCCCUGCCGACCUCCUCCUCUGCCCAUCCACAAAUCCUUGGCCGUUCCCUCCAAGACCCAGUUUGGCACCGAGAACAAACUGCCUCCACCAAAGAAGCCUCUUCCGAACAGUCCUGUCAGGACCCCUUUGGUCAAUCCAAGCCAAAGGCCGCCUCGCAGGCCUCUGCCAGGGAACCCCCUUCUGGCUAAGGAGCGGCCGUCGGCUCCGGGUCAGGCCUUGCUGGUCAUGGUGCCUCCCACCAACUUCAAGCCGGCCAGUGUUGGUUCCACAAGUCCUGUCUCCAAACCACUCAAAUCUAUUCCGCCACAGAGGCCGGCUCCAGGUUUGAAAGUCCAGUCAGUUUCCCGCCGCUUCCAGAAAUGACAACGGUGGAGACGAAGAUCCCAGUUGAUGGCUGGCAAACUUCCUCACCCUCCUUAUUUGCACUACUGCGGUUGACGCAGGCAUUUUUUGCUACCAAAGACAAUGAUUUUUAUAACAGGGGACUGGUUUUGCCAAUGACGAAGAAGGGGGAGGGGGAAACGGUGCUGCCCGAGAAAUCGGUAGUGAGCUGCCACCGACGGCUGGAGUGGCAGGGCCUUUACGCAGCCACCACGGCAGAAACUUGCCGGGCUCCUGGAUCGCGGCCCGUGGCCUCCGCCGUCUAGACCCCUCCGGCUGCAGGUUUACGGAGAGCGUAGUUCUGAUCACACUUGAAAAAUGGUGGACUGUGAUUAGCUGCCUCCUUGUUUUGCACAACCUCAUGGGAUAACCCUUCCUCUUCCUCCUCUUCCUCUGGAGUCCAAGUGCUGGAUAUUGUCCAUGAACAGGUGUCAUGGAGUCACAUGGGUUUCCAGAAAGGCAUCCAAAGGACACGGCGCCCUUUAGCGGCAGCGUCUUUUCUCGUUCGGGUGGGCAGUGAAUUUUGUGUACCUCGUCCUGGAAAGGGCAACCCUGCCUACUGCACACAAAUACUUACAACUCUCUUGGUCCGUUGGUAGGGCUGCCAAUCUCCAGGUGGGACCUGGAGAACUCCUGGAAUUACCGCUAGUUUCCGGACAACAGACAUAGGCGUUAUCCUUCCACAACCCCCACAGCCGUCGCUGCCCCGUCGUCUUCCUGCCAACUGUGCCUUCGACAGGAAGAGGUUGGGAACUCCCAAACCUCCUGCCCCCCCCUUCUGAAGGGUAACAAAGGAAUAAAGGGCUUUUUCUUAUUUAAA
Molecule: messenger RNA, 3862 nt
Organism: Sphaerodactylus townsendi
Lineage: Eukaryota; Metazoa; Chordata; Lepidosauria; Squamata; Sphaerodactylidae
Gene: ADAM33
Product: ADAM metallopeptidase domain 33
Exons: 23
Coding region: 241-3024 (927 amino acids)
Biological process (GO): proteolysis
Molecular function (GO): metalloendopeptidase activity
Source: RefSeq, a predicted model, not a curated record